This is a messenger RNA of Linum tenue, 605 nucleotides long. The record is from the annotation of a GenBank genome assembly. Lineage: Eukaryota; Viridiplantae; Streptophyta; Magnoliopsida; Malpighiales; Linaceae.
GAUCAUCAGUCGGGAACAAAACUAGUCAUCCAUUAUAACAUAGUCGAUUGCAGGGAGUGCUUUCGAUUGGAACUCCAACGCAAGCUUUCUGGUUUCCUCAACUUCUUCAUCCUUGUAAGGAAAAAUUUUCUGGUGCCAACCGACAUAGCUCGAGUUUAUGCGAACAACUAUUCUUUCCACCCCAACAAAGCAGCCGAGCAAAUACUCCAUGAGCUCGCGGCUACUCCGGUAGCCGUUAAACCCAAAAAUCUCCACCACUUUGAGGCUCUCACGGCUACCUCCAGUGACGAGCGGCGGUUCUAUUCUUUCUUUAAAACAAUACCAAGGCCGGCGAUUUUCCAUCUUCAGUCGCAGCGUGUGCAAUUGAGGACAGCCAUUGAUCCAAGUAGGCAAACUGUCACAGUGGUCGAAAUCUUCGAUUGUCAUCAGCUUGAGGCGAGUGAACUCCGCCGCUUCCCAAACCGGGCUCGGACUGAUGUUCACGACGCAGGUGCUUCUUUUUACAGCCUUGAAAUGUAAAGUGGGUGAGGCAGGGGACAUUAUCAGCCUCCAGUGAUUCUAGAGACCCGCAUUUCAAGAACUCUAAUCGCUUCAACGCAAGUGAC